CGGUUGCAUCCGUAGUUCCGUAGUGACAGUCGGAAACCAAAGUGGUUCAUCAAUCGUAUCUCGCCGUUCGUGUAUCAGAUGGGCGGUACCGACUUGUACGAGGUCGCACAUUCGUCUCCCUUGGCUGUCGGAAGUAGCCCGGUUUAACGAUCGAGUUGUCAAAAUUUUUUCGAAGAGACUUUCCGCGUCCUUGGCAUGCCAGAUGACGAUUGCAUAUCAGGUGCGCGUUGCUCGCCUAGUAGUAACCGAUUAUCUCUGCAUGGAUCCCUGAAAUGCUGAGAAGCAGCUUCAAGAUUUAGCCGAUGGACGACGAUCCUGCUAUGUCAACAACGUCUAACGACUUUGACCUAAAUGACGCACUCGCCAAGAGCCAUUUCUACACUGGCCUCAUAUUGGCGAUCAGCUCGAGCGUCUUUAUCGGCGCCAGCUUCAUUGUGAAGAAGAAAGGUCUCUUACGCAUCAACAGCAAGGGCCAAACGAGAGCAGGUGCCGGAGGCUAUGGUUACCUCAAGGAAUGGGUAUGGUGGGCCGGGCUCAUUCUUAUGGCCGUCGGAGAAGCUGCAAACUUUGCAGCCUACGCAUUCGCGCCGGCAUCGCUCGUCACGCCACUGGGUGCCCUCAGCGUCUUAGUCAGUGCCAUACUGUCUUCCAAGUUCCUCAAUGAACGGCUAAACCUGAUUGGAAAAGUGGCGUGCCUUCUAUGCGUGCUUGGCUCAACAGUGAUCGUGCUACACAGCCCCAAGGAGGGCAACGUUGAGAGCAUGGAAAUGCUCGGCACAAUGAUUGUCGAGCCUGCGUUCAUAGUGUAUGUGAUCUUUGUGGUGACGGCGGCCAGCAUCCUGAUGGUGAUCUACGCGCCAAAGUAUGGCACCUCCAAUGUCGUCAUCUACGUGGCCAUCUGCUCGGUCAUUGGCUCCCUCUCGGUCAUGGGCUGCAAGGGCCUGGGCCUGGCACUGCGCGAGACUUUCGCCGGUCGCAACGAGUUCACCUCGUGGGUCACCUGGGUCUGCCUCAUCGGCGUCAUCAUCUGCAUCUCGGUCCAGAUGAACUAUCUCAACAAGGCGCUGGAUGUCUUCAACACCUCCGUCGUCACUCCCAUCUACUACGUAUUCUUUACGACGUUUGUACUGAUUGCGUCGGCCAUCUUGUUCAAGGAAUGGGGAAACAUGAGCGGCGAAGAUGUGCUUGGCAGCCUCACAGGCUUCAUGACAGUAGUGUGCGCCAUAUUCCUGCUGAACGCCUUCAAAGACUGGGACGUGUCCCUCUCGAGCCUCCAAGGCCUACUCCAGAGCACGCGCGAACAGCAGCAGCGCAACGUGGUCGACAGCGCUCUGCCGGACCUGACCACCGCACUGCUGGACUCGCCACCGUCCUCCUCGCAGAGGUCGUCGGCGCUCGUCGCUACCCAAGUUGUCCGUAUGAAGAGUCAGCACUCCAUAGUAAGCAAGCCGUUUCCAUUUUGCAGCUCUUGUUUUCUUUAUUGAAAAUAGUAGACAAGCGCAUUAGAAUGAGUUAGUUGAUUUGUUUAUGCAUUAUGCAUAUGAAUACAAGUGUUCAAUCGCUAAUUGUGUGCAUUUUCCGAUGCUUUCUGUACAUGAACAAAUUUUUCACUUUUUUUUUCCACAGUAUGUCUUUGUUAUUAUGUAUACAAGAUAACACCUGCCUAGCCACGUAAACAUUUAUUGGCCUGACAUUUACGAAUAAUUACAUGUGAUUUAAGCAUUAAACAUUACAGUAAAAACUCGUUAAUUCAGAUUUCACGAGACCGGAAAAGCUAUCCAAAUUAACCGAUUUCCGAACUAUCGAAAGUAUCAAGAAAACAAUAAUUAAAUGCCUGUUGAUCAAUGCACUUGCAUUUUCUUGAGCAAUACGUAAAUCCAGUAAUUAUUUUGCAUAGGAGCAGUGCAAAAGCCGCAAUUUUCGUCAUUUGAGACUUUGUUCACAACGUGAACCAUUGCAUUGGAAACGUGCUCUGAACUCAAACCUUAUUACGUUAUAAAACACGAUUGUGGAUGGCGACCACACUUUUUGAAAGCCCACGGCCAUUUUGGCUGUCCCUGAACGCCAUUUUCAUUCCUUUGCGUCGUACAUUUGUGGCGCUUUGCACUCCGCGUGCUCCGAGUAUUGUCCGAAUUAACUGGGUUGCGGCCGAAUAUGACUGCAUUAACGAGAGCUGGAUGCCUUCAAGGAAUGCAUGUGCUGGCCGGGACUAGAGAACACGUCUGAAUUAUCCGAUUUUCCAAAUUCAUGAGUGUCAAAUUAAUGAGCUUUUACUGCAUAUGCAUGUGACUGAGCGUUGUGCGUCGGUAAUGGAUAUUUUGCAUUGUUGAGGCCGAAAAAUUACUUGGCUGGCUUUUAAAGACUUUCGCAAUGUGAUUUAUCUAAGUGCUCUCCAUGGACAGUGUAGAACUUUGUAAAUUUUUGCCUGCCUAUUGUGUGCCGUAAUUGCCAAAUUGACUACAGUUGCUACAUCAAAUGCACAUACAAGUUUUGGCCAAGGUUUAUCUUCGUAAGCUAUAAGUCCGCAGUGAUCUAAUGCUGUCACCGAAAUUCAUUGUUUUAAAUUGCGCGAGACCCACAUUUUUUGUUGCAUAUGUUGCAGAAGUGGAAGGUCUCGACUAAAUGCUUCUUUCAAUUGAACACUUGGCUUGUCUGUGAUCAAAUUUUGUGCUGAAGUGAAUUUUCACACGGCUUCUGUUAAUGUGUCACACGUUCCCGUCAACUGUGACAGUACCAAACUAGAAAGUCCUGUAAGUUUCCGAGUAACACUGUCUGUCCUAGAAGCAUUAAAUCCCUGCGAUGAAGUCAAAGAAAUUUGAAGCUUUGUUUUCUCAGUGGUAGGUCAUGCCACUGCUAUACCUAUUUUUGCAUCUGCAAAAAUAUUUUUUUUUAAAAUCAUGUUUUUCAUGCCCACAGACAAUGUACAUUGCAACCGAGCUUGAUAGUAUACAAACCAGUCACAAAAUUUGAGUGCUGAUAAGCGAGCUGUUUAACUGGAAAAGUCACUUCCAUGUUGUUCCAGUGUUUUUUACAGCAGAAUAUUGCUAUAUAUUUUGAAAUGUAUAUAGUGUAGUGAGGAGGUUUUACGUGAGAAAUCUUGCAUUCUUUGUUGGACAAUAGCGUGAUUCAACAAGAUAUAUAUAUAUAUAUAUAAGAGGCACCACUAAGUCAGAUAUGCCAGUGCCAACUUUGUCUUACUAGUAUUGCCUACAUGCUUGCAUCUUCUUUUUUUUUUUUGUGGGUUUCUCAUAAGGCGUUUUGGGCUCUUUGUACAGUCUCAUUGAUUUGAUGUCUUUCAAUGUACAGCAAGCAGCAGUUUGUAUUUCGUAUUUACCACUGUGCCGACCUGCUUUGUAAUCUUUCCGUUAUGUUGAAUUUUUGUGUGGCUAGUGAAAGGUGGUGCUUUACUUAAAGAUAGCUCACUAGUGUUGUUUGCCUUUCACGAGGUCUUGCUUUCCAUAGCUUUUAAUGUGGCGGUUAUGCAUGUUUAUAGGAGUUUUUUAAUUAAACAAACCUGCAAAUAUGUAUCUUAACGUGCGGGUUGUGGUACACACGCCACAUGUGAGUGUGUUAAAGACCAGUUUUGUAGUAAAGAUUAUACUGAUUAUAUCUUCUCGGCUACUUAUAAAGGUGUAGAUUUGUGCGUCUUUGUAGAUUUCUUUGAAGGUGUGUUCUUUUUUAGCGUGUUUGAGUGCCUGCUACCUUGUAGCACGUGACCACUUUGUAUUGUACAGUAACGUUCAUUCAUAAGUUGAACACCCUACGAGCACUAAAUCUGCUAACCUUCUGCAUCCCUUUCAAAUGCAGUUUGAGAAGAAUAUAAGUGGGUAACAUCAAAGUAUAAACUUACAGUAAGGCAUAAAGGUUCAUGUUUGUACGUAGAGUGUAGCUUCUAGGCUCAUGUCAAAAGAAAACUGUGGUCAGUGGCUGUACGCCAAGCGCUUUCAUUUAGAGUUGGCUGUACUGUACAGUCUGUGUGGAACUGCAUUCUUCUUUUAAAAAAAACGCCAGGAAGUGGAAGAUGGAAGCUUGCGAUGAAAAAAUCCGUAAGCAGGGGGUGGGUGCUCGAGCCGACGUUUCGACAAGUGGACUCGUCCACUUGUCAACAAGUUUCGACAAGCGGACGAGUCUACUUGUCGAAACGUCGGCUCGAGCAUCCACCCCCUGUUUACGGAUUUUUUCAUCGCAUUCUUCUUUUCAGUCAUUUGUAUAGUUUUCUGAACUUAUAUCACAUAUAACCUUGGUUUUUAGUUUUUGAAACAUCACUUGCAGUUUAUUCAGUACAUUAUUUUCUGAAAAGUAACAUAUUAUGUCCUUAAAGAGUUUGUAAAUGUGGAGAAUUCAAGAUUUCUACUUGAAUAUAUCUAUGCCUGGAUGCCUUUGUGAUGCCCUUGUUCAUUUAGAUCAAACUUGCAUCUCUGUACCAGCUGUGCCGUGAUAACUUCACAAGAGUACCAACUCUCCCGUCAUGCAGUGCAUUUGGCAUAGGUAAUAAACGUCUCAUUAACAGAGUAGCCGCACUCGCUACUGAAUACAUGGAGAAAUUGGUCUGUUUUACCACUAGAAAAUCGCCUUGUUUACCAGCAUUAUAAAAAGACACGUGCUGCAUGGCUCAUUAUGCAGCGUAAACGAAAAAUGUCAACGCAACAUGUGUCAAUGUCCUGUACAUUCCUUCGAUAGCUCUCUACAGCCCUCAAAACCAGUUGGCUUACUCUUACACUGUCAUAUGUUGCCACUGUUGUAAGCGAGUUCAAGCACCACGUUGCGUGACUGAUUGUUGAGGCCAUUGCUAAGUGCCAACACCAAUCAUGUGUCGCACGUCUAAAAUGUUCUUUGCCAGUUAUCCGGCCAGGCAAUUGUAAUACAUUCUGUGCAUGCAAUGUCUUGACUGAAUGAUCGUGUAAGUGACAAUGCAGAGGUACGCGAUGUUUGUAAAUAUUAUAACAGAUUGUAGCUUUUAACACACACCUUUUCUUUGUUCAGUUUUGAUCAUUAAAGAGUGUUUAUAGCUAGAGCAGAACAUAGCGGACAUAAUGUGCGCAGGUAAUGAAGGUACAAUUUUGGUGUAAUUUCACUCGACAGUUGACUGUUCGUGAUAGCAAUAAGUACGAGUUAGUAGUGUGGAACUGAAGCCAGGAAAAACAUAUUGUAUGUCAGGCUUUUAACUGCCUAACAUGCUGCUGCUCCACUGAGGUUUUUCUAAUCCGUGCAUAGUUACGUAGCCUUUGCAAACAGCCUUCGUCUUCUGGGAUUUCAAAGGUAUGCGUAUAGGGGCAUCCAUCAGAUUCAUUGAAGCUAUUCACUUCUGGAGAGUUCAUCUUUGUGCAUAAGGUUACUGGACUUAAAAACUGUUUUUCAUCACUGUUAUUCAAUGAGAAUAACGCUUGUCUUUAUUAAAGCUUUUUUG
Molecule: messenger RNA, 5407 nt
Organism: Rhipicephalus sanguineus (brown dog tick)
Lineage: Eukaryota; Metazoa; Arthropoda; Arachnida; Ixodida; Ixodidae
Product: magnesium transporter NIPA2
Exons: 9
Coding region: 303-1484 (393 amino acids)
Biological process (GO): magnesium ion transport
Cellular component (GO): membrane
Molecular function (GO): magnesium ion transmembrane transporter activity
Source: RefSeq, a predicted model, not a curated record